GGAAGCAAAACAUUUAUAGCCUCCCCCUCCCUGAGUUUGGGCGCUGUUUCACCCAGCCCCAUUCCCGCCUUUGACAUCACGGGGAGGCUCCUGGCUGGGCACGGUCUGCGCGCUCUCUCCUCCUGCCUCCCUCAGCUGAUCCUUUCACCCAAACAAACAAUGGAUUCCGACUCGGACUCACCUUUCAACUACUCCUGGCCUUCCUUCCCCAAGAUGAAGAUCCGGCGGCGCAGGGCAUCCAAGAAAGAUCACUCCUUUGAGGACCUCAAAAACUCCAAGCAUGCUGCAACGCCCCUUGCUGCAGGCCAGCUCUCUGACGUGCUGAAUGGGGGUGAUGAAAUCUAUGCUAACUGUAUGGUGAUCGAUCAGGUUGGCGAUUUGGAUAUCAGCUAUAUAAACAUAGAAGGACUCUCUGCCCAUACCAGCCCCGAAUCUGUGAGGUGCACCCUGGGGCCUCAGGCUUGCAAGCACCUCCCGCCUUCUGACAUCAGUCCCUGUGGGCACCCACUUGGUGAGGACAGUGAGGGGACGGUGAACACCACAACUCCGCAGCCUUGCAUGUCACCAGUCAGCUCUCGCACGUCCAGCUUGAACCUUCCUUUUGGUCUCCAUGAAUUUGAGAAGGAGCAGGGUCUUCUCAAGAAAAGAAGUUCUAGCCUGGAUGCUCUGGGUGCCGACAGUGAAGGGGAAGAGCGUUCUGAGCCCCGCCCCUGCUACGCUGUGGGCUCUCAGAGUUCCCCAAGAACUGGGCUUCCCAGUGGGGAUGAACUGGACUCUAUUGAGACCAACGCUGAACCAGAUUGUAGUAUCUCCAGGACCGAAUCACUUUCUCUGUCAAAUAAUCUGCAUCCAAAGGAGUCCUUGCUUUCUGGAAUCCGAUCGCGCUCAUAUUCCUGCUCAUCACCCAAAAUCUCUUCAGGAAAAUCCCGGCUGGUGCGUGACUUCACAGUGUGCAGCUCCAGUGAAGAACAGAGAUCGUAUAGUUUCCCGGAGCCACCAGGAGAAAAAAGAAUUCAGGAAGAAGAAUGGGACGAAUACAUCAUUCCUGCCAAAUCGGAGUCUGAAAAGUACAAAGUGAGCCGAACGUUCAGCUUCCUAAUGAACAGGAUGACCAGCCCUCGGAACAAAUCUAAGAUGAAAAACAAGGACACCAAAGACAAAGAAAAACUGAAUCGGCAUCAGUUUGUCCCCGGAACAUUCUCUGGGGUUCUGCAGUGUUCGGGUUGUGAUAAAACACUCCUGGGGAAAGAGUCACUCCAGUGUGCCAAUUGUAAGGCAAACACGCACAAGGGCUGCAAGGACGCUGUGCCUCCAUGUACCAAGAAAUUCCAAGAACAAUACAACAAGAACAAGCCAAAAACCAUCCUUGGAAGCUCCUCAGUUAGAGACAUCCCACAGCCUGGGCUCUCCUUGCACCCUUCCUCCUCCAUGCCCAUCGGACUACCAGCUGGAAGGAAGGAAGCCGCAGGGCAGGUGCACCCACUGUCCAGAAGUGUCCCAGGCACCACUUUGGAAAGCUUCAGGAGGUCAGUGACAUCCUUGGAGUCUGAGGGAGACGGUAACGGAUGGAGAAGCAGGUCUCAUUCAGAUGAGCUGUUCCAGCCUAUGGGCCCUUCUCCUUCCACGGAGUCGUUCGUGAUGGAAGACGUUGUGGAUUCUUCUCUGUGGAGCGACCUCAGCAGUGACGCUCAGGAGUUUGAGGCAGAGUCUUGGAGUCUCGUGGUGGACCCUUCCUUCUGCAGUAGGCAGGAGAAGGAUGUCAUCAAAAGGCAAGAUGUCAUUUUUGAGCUGAUGCAGACAGAGGUACACCACAUCCAGACCCUGCUCAUCAUGUCUGAGGUCUUCAGGAAGGGCAUGAAGGAGGAGCUGCAGCUGGACCACAGCACGGUGGACAAGAUCUUCCCCUGCUUAGAUGAGCUGCUGGAAACGCACAGGCAUUUCUUCCUCAGCAUGAAGGAGCGCAGGCUGGAAUCCUGCACUGGCAGUGACAGGAAUUUUGUGAUCAGCAGAAUUGGAGAUAUUCUGGUACAACAGUUUUCAGAAGAAAAUGCAAGCAAAAUGAGGAGGAUCUACGGGGAAUUCUGCAGCCACCACAAAGAAGCCAUGGGCCUCUUUAAAGAGCUCCAGCAGAACAAAAAGUUCCAGAAUUUUAUUAAGAUCCGGAAUAGCAACCUUUUGGCUCGCCGCCGAGGAAUUCCAGAGUGCAUCCUGCUUGUCACCCAGCGCAUCACAAAAUACCCGGUUUUGGUGGAAAGGAUCCUACAGUACACAAAGGAAAGGACCGAAGAACACAGAGACCUGUGCAAAGCUCUGGGCUUGAUUAAAGACAUGAUCGCAGCCGUGGACCUAAAAGUCAAUGAAUAUGAGAAGAACCAGAAAUGGCUUGAGAUCCUAAAUAAGAUUGAGAACAAAACAUACACAAAGCUCAAAAACGGCCACGUGUUUAGAAAGCAGGCCCUGAUGAGCAAGGAAAGGGCACUCCUGCACGACGGGCUUGUGUACUGGAAAACCGCCACAGGCCGUUUCAAAGAUAUCCUAGCUCUGCUUCUGACCGAUGUGCUGCUCUUCCUACAAGAAAAAGACCAGAAGUACAUCUUUGCAGCUGUUGACCAGAAGCCCUCGGUUAUCUCUCUUCAGAAGCUCAUUGCCAGAGAAGUUGCCAAUGAGGAGAGGGGCAUGUUUCUGAUCAGCGCUUCAUCCGCUGGUCCCGAGAUGUACGAAAUCCACACCAACUCCAAGGAGGAACGAAACAGCUGGAUGAGGAGGAUCCAGCAGGCGGUCGAGAGCUGUCCAGAAGAAGAAGGAGGAAGGACAAGUGAGUCUGAUGAAGAGAGGCGGAAAGCCGAAGCCAGAGUGGCCAAAAUUCAGCAGUGUCAAGAAAUCCUCAGUAACCAAGACCAGCAGAUUUGCACAUAUCUGGAAGAAAAGCUGCAUAUCUAUGCCGAACUUGGGGAACUGAGUGGCUUUGAGGACGUCCACCUAGAACCCCACCUGCUCAUCAAGCCUGACCCCGGAGAGCCCCCCCAGGCAGCCUCCCUGCUGGCAGCAGCCCUGAAAGAAGCUGAGAGUCUACAAGUUGCUGUGAAGGCUUCGAAGAUGGGCGAAGUUAGCCAAUCACCUGAAGAAGGCUCUGAAGGGGCUGUGCCGACUGAUGUGCUCGGUUCACAGGAUGUACCAGCAUCGCCAACUGCUUCACUAGUCACAGAAGGGACAGAAGAAAGAGGCUGCUGGGAUGUGGAUCCCGGGCUCCAGGGUGUGGUAACCGACUUGGCAGCCUCUGAUGCAGGGGAGAAGGUGGAAUAUAGAAGUUUCCCAGCUUCUUCACAGUCAGAGAUUAUACAGGCGAUACAGAAUUUAACGCGGCUCCUCUAUAGCCUUCAGGCUGCCUUGACCAUCCAGGACAGCCACAUUGAGAUCCACAAGCUGGUUCUACAGCAGCGGGAGAGCUUGGCCCCUAGCCAUUCCUUCCGAGGUGGCCCCUUGCAGGACCAGGAGAAAUCCCGUUACCUGGAGAAGCAGCGGGAAGAGUUGGCCAACAUCCACAAGCUUCAGCACCAGUUCCAACAGGAGCAGAGGCGCUGGCACCGCACGUGCGACCAGCAGCAACGCGAGCAGGAAGCCCAAGAGAGCUGGCUGCAGGCGAGAGAACGGGAGUGCCAGACCCAGGAGGAGCUGCUACUGAGCCACCGUAGGGAGCUGGACCACCAACUCCAGGAGUACCAGCAGAGCCUCGAGCGGCUGCGGGAGGGCCAGCGGAUGGUGGAGAGGGAGAGACAGAGGAUGCGCGUCCAGCAGGGUCUGCUGGGCCACUGCAAGCACAGUCGCCAGAGGAGCCUCCCUGCUGUCUUCUCUCCAGGGAACAAGGAGGCAGUGGAACUUAAUCGAGCUGAGAGUUUGUGUCAUGAAAACUCAUUUUUCAUCAACGAAGCUUUAGUACACACGUCCCUUAACCCUUCCAAUACACCGACUCCAUCAAGUGUCCCCUGGGAUGCCCACCCGCCAGGUAUAUCUCAUUUUGAUUUGGUGAGGACUAGUGACAAUCAAACAGAACUGGAGAUAGACAUUUCUCAGUCUUCAGAUGUCAACCAUGAACUCUGGACAGCAACAGGGCCGGGCCAUCUCCAAGAAAGCAGCAAGGAUUCUUGUAGAAAUGUGAGUGAUGUGGACUCCUCCCAGAACAAAUCUCCAGAUCCCCAGGACUCAAAGCAACAUGGCCCUCCACCACAGACUCUCCUAACAGAAGCAAAACCAACUCUCCUGAGGGUGGCCAGACACGGUGCAGUUGCUGGAGAUGGAACCGAAGAAAACAUUGUUUACCUCUGAUCGUGUGGUCAUUUGUUUUUCCCAGCAAACAGGCAGAACCACUGGCACUUUGAGGACUUCCC
This is a messenger RNA of Acomys russatus (golden spiny mouse), 4385 nucleotides long. RefSeq names its product Rho guanine nucleotide exchange factor 28 (gene Arhgef28). The transcript has 29 exons. Lineage: Eukaryota; Metazoa; Chordata; Mammalia; Rodentia; Muridae. Gene Ontology annotation, biological process: regulation of Rho protein signal transduction; cell morphogenesis. Gene Ontology annotation, molecular function: guanyl-nucleotide exchange factor activity. The record is from RefSeq and is a predicted model, not a curated record. Bases 160 to 4323 code for a protein of 1387 amino acids.